AUGAAUCUGCUACAAGAGCUAAUCAUCAUCUUCGUCAUCCCAUUGUCCAUUUGUAUGGCCAUUUGUGUGCUCAGGUUGUGGCUGUUUUCGUGCUCAAAACAUCCGUUAAAAGGUAAGUGGAUUGUGAUGACUAGGUAAUAUUGGGAGGGGUAAUUUUGGACCUAGAUAUGGGAAGGGUAAAAGAGAUACGGGUGUAGGAAGGGAGGGCCGGAGAUAUAAGAUUUUUUUAUAGAAAAUAGUUGUAAAAGGACAGACUACAACAAAUAAAAAUUCAAAAAAUUAGUGUUACGGAAAGACUAGUACAUGAUUAAUUAAGGAUUGAACUUUAGGACAAGCCUAGGGUAUAAAGAGGGUAUAAGAACCUAUAGUAGAGAUAGGAUAAGGAAAAGCUUUCGUAGGACUAUAAUAAGGCCAGCGUAAGGCUAUGAUAAAGUAAGGUAGUACAAGAGUAAAGCUAGGGUAAAAGUAGAGCAAAGAAGUAGGGUAAGAUAACGUUUAAGCCAAGUUUGGUUUAGGACUAAGAUUAAUUUAGUGUAAGACUUGAGUAGGGCUAGCAAUUCGUACUUAUUUUUUUAAUCCCGGAAGUUAUACCUUCAACUCAAUUUUAAGCAACAGGAAAAGCGUAAUAAAGGUUCAAAUUUCAUAUUUAUAAACUUUAGAAGCUAGAAAAAUGAGGAUCUAUAUCAAAACAUCCUGUCAAUUCUAGAGUUUUACAAAGUAUUAACUUGAAAGCCAAAAACCAGUUUUAAAAUUUUUGAUCAGAAAAAAUUAUUACAGAAUUAAGUACAUGGAGAGAUGACACAUCAGUAGUGAUGAGCCGACGGAACACCAGAAAGGAAAAAUUCGCUGAAGCUGUUCAAGAAGUUUAA
Molecule: messenger RNA, 869 nt
Organism: Bursaphelenchus okinawaensis
Lineage: Eukaryota; Metazoa; Nematoda; Chromadorea; Rhabditida; Aphelenchoididae
Source: the annotation of a GenBank genome assembly